UGUUUUCCAGGGCACCAGGAGCUCAGAGGCAUGUCGGGGAAGCCCAGGCUUACCUACUGUAAUGGGAGGGGGCGAAUGGAGCCCGUGCGAUGGCUGCUGGCUGCAGCCGGCGUGGAGUUUGAAGAAAUUUUUUUGGAAACAAAAGAGCAGUAUCAGAAGUUAAUCAAUGAUGGAGUCCUGCUGUUCCAGCAAGUGCCCCUGGUUGAGAUCGAUGGGAUGAAGAUGGUGCAGACCAGAGCCAUCCUCAGCUACAUAGCAGGGAAAUACAAUCUCUAUGGGAAAGACUUGAAGGAGAGAGCCCUGAUUGACAUGUAUGUAGAAGGAAUAGCAGAUCUGAUGCAAAUGAUUUUGAUGUUUCCUUUCUCUCCACCUGAGGCAAAGGAGAAAAAUCUUGACUCAAUUAAGGAGAGGGCAACUAACAGGUACUUCCCUGUCUUUGAAAAGGUUUUGAAACAACAUGGCCAAGACUUUCUCGUGGGCAACAAAUUCAGCUGGGCAGAUGUUCAGCUAAUGGAAGCUAUUUUAGCAGUGGAGGAGAAAAUACCUGCUGUGCUAUCGGGGUUUCCUCAGUUGCAGGCUUUUAAAGUAAGAAUGAGUAAUAUGCCUACAAUUAAGAAGUUCCUGCAGCCCGGCAGCCCAAGGAAACCCCCACCAGAUGAACAUUAUAUAGAAACUGUUUUGAAGAUUUUUAAGUAA
This is a messenger RNA of Opisthocomus hoazin, 696 nucleotides long. RefSeq names its product glutathione S-transferase. The record is from RefSeq and is a predicted model, not a curated record. Gene Ontology annotation, biological process: glutathione metabolic process; xenobiotic metabolic process. Lineage: Eukaryota; Metazoa; Chordata; Aves; Opisthocomiformes; Opisthocomidae. Gene Ontology annotation, molecular function: glutathione transferase activity.